ACAAAAUACAAAUUAAAUAAAGAAAUAAAAAUUGAAAAAUACGCAUGGGAAAUAAAAUAUGAAAAAAUUGGUUUACUUUGUGGUGGCGAAAAGAAUUUCACAAGCUGUUUUCACACUUCCACAUAUUCGAGAGGCGCCCUGAAACUGGAAAAUCCCAAAAUCGAAAUUGCUUUUUGAACAAUUAUUGGCAAUAUAAUAAAAUUUUUGAAUUUUCCGAUUUGUUUUUCUGUUUAGGAGAAUUGAUUUAUAAAAAAAAUACAUGUACAUCAUCGAGCCUUAGUGGCAAAAAGGACAUUUUUUCAAAAUUUUCCUCUUGAUGCAGAAAUGUUCCUAAAUGUAUUUCUGCAUCAGAAAUAAAAUUUUGAAAACAAUUUCGCUCACGGCUUUUUGGCGGUUAGGGCUCGACAUAUUUCAUCUUUGGUUAUUGGGCUUCGAAUUUUAAAUUAUGAAAACUUUUAAUAAGUUCAGAUUGAGGUCGAAAUAUCGACGGUUAAAAAAUUUGUUUUAAUUAAAAUCUGGGUAGCGAAAUUAUUGAAAGUUUUCAUAUUAAGCGCAAAUAUUUUUUGUUAACUCAAUGCCUAGUGGAAAUUCGGCACUACUUUUUCUUCAUUCGCUGAAUAGCUGAAACUAAGGCCUUUCACAUCCAACUAGGUUCCUUUUGCACGAACCACUUAUUUAUGUAUCCCUUAUCAAUUUUCAAAUUAACGAGGAGUAAUUUUUUUUUGAUAAGUCUACUUGAUAACCUUUGCUUUGAAUGAAAACAAACAAAAACUUACGAGUUUACCAAGUUCGAGUGUAUCGCUUUCCAGAUAAGCAACUUAUCAGUGUUUUUGAUAAGUUUGUCGGCUAAGCACAGCACAGCACAGCGCAACACAUGCUAAAGCAACUAGGCUAUGUAAGCUUGUGUAGUCAAUGAUGCUCUGUAGGAAAAUGCAUUAGUAGCGCAUGUGUAUAAUCAAAAAUUCGGAACAUCGACUUUUCCUUCAGCUUGGGCCCAGGCCAAAAAACCUUCACCGGUAGCCAGCCGCUCGCAUUUGUCAAGUUCCGUCGGGUUGCUCACACCAAAUAUAGACACAGCACUUUUUUCCUUUCAUUAUGUACACGGCAGCACUUGUUAUCGUGGUCUGUCCAUCGGUGUCGAGUUCACCAGAGCACCAUCGUUCGCGGGUAGUGUGCUGGCGUAGUCUUCUGGAGAUUCUCGGAUUACAUCUCUGGCAAAAAGUCGGCUUUCCAAAGAAGUAUUUCGCUAAGCGCCGUCGUUCGAAUUCGCCGAGUCUACACUAGCACUCGACCAACAAGUCGUUCCAUUAGUUGAAAAAAUUUCUGCAGGGUCAUUAUAUGUAGUGAAGAUAGUAGCAGAGUGAUAGACGUUACCAAAAAAAUGUGAAAACCAAACAAAAACUGAGCUAUAUUUGGCUGUAUUGGCUAUAUAACUUCACUUUGGUUAGGUCUGCCGAAGAUGUCGCGCGCACAAAAUAGAGAGAAAAAAUUGGCGGUUUUGGAAGUAGUUAAAAAGAAAAAGAAUAUUUUAUUUGGAAAAUUUCAAAAUAAGGUCGCCAAUAAAAUCGAAAAGGAGGCUGCUUGGAAGGGGGUGCUCGAGAAAGCGCAAUCCCUGGGUUUGGCUGCGCCCAACCGCGAUUGGACUUAUGCACGGGAUCAUAUAUUUGGCCUCUGGAAAAGUCGUGCAUUGGCAAAAAGAGACGUUGCUAGAAAAGCUGGAGUCAUUAGCACUUCAAAGUCUUUGGUUUGUGACGCAGUAGAUGCCUGCAUAUUGGAUAUUUUGGAAAAUGAGUCGACUGUGAAGAACGACCUUAGCCUACUCGAGGGUGACGGUUCGGAAACAAAUGUGGAAUCACAAAUCUCUAAUAUUAACGAAUCACAACUCAGCUCACAUAGAACAGCCACAAAGCAAAGUACAAAACGAAAGCGCGACAGUUGCAUUGAUAUGGGGCGCUUGAAAGCAGCGGUACUCGAAUCUGAAUUAUACAAAAAUAAGCUGAAAAUUUUGGCGUUAGAAAGAGAUUUGGGCCUUAAACCUUCAAAAUUUACAAAAAAACUUGCAAAGCUUAAAGUGCGCAAGUAGCUGAAUGAAAAUGAAGCAAGUGAACUACUGCAAUUCAAUGUAUUACGCGUAAUUCAAGUGCAUUGAAUCUACUAUUUAUUGCCUGAUUUUAUUAUUUUAAUAUACCUAUUACCUAUAUGUACAUAUGUGUAUUCAAAGUUUGAAAAAAUAUCAUAUUUUUUAUGUUUUUGUUUAUUUAAAAACACUCCUUUAUUCUUAUUCUAACGCUAUUUAAUCUUUUACUACUAUUACUUUGACUGUAAAAUAUAAUGCCGCAAUAUUGGCGUCCGAACACUAAGCGUCUUUAUUUGCCUACAGUGGCUUCAAAACUACGCUGCAUUGUGCCGCUGCUUGCUGCGCUCUGCUGGGUGCCUGAUAUUUGAGCCACUGAGCUAAUGAAUAGAAAAAUUUAAAAUUAGUCAGAGAUUAAGCCGGCUAAAAUAUGGUACCAAGUACUCGAUUUUCUCAUUCCUUUUCCCACGUAUGAAAUGUAGAUUAUAAUCACCAAAUAUAAACAAGAUAAAUAUAAUUAACAACCGGCUAUAAAAUAGUAGCGGGUAAUCG
This is a messenger RNA of Rhagoletis zephyria (snowberry fruit fly), 2626 nucleotides long. RefSeq lists its product as uncharacterized. Lineage: Eukaryota; Metazoa; Arthropoda; Insecta; Diptera; Tephritidae. The record is from RefSeq and is a predicted model, not a curated record.